AUGCACGUAACACCAAAUGCCCAGUUUACCAACGUAUUAAAAACAAUAUAUUAUCCAGAACCGACUAUGGACAUGAGUUAUGAAAGAAAGAUACGUAUUUUGCAGUGCAACAUCCAAAGAAGCAUAUCUGCAGCUUUUAUUCUUGGUAAUCAUCUAAAUAACUACGACUUGGUGUUACUACAGGAGCCAUACUGUCGGUCUAAUGCUCCUGCUUGUUUACCUACCUAUUGCCCAAUUCUCCAGGGUAGAAGAAAAUACCCGUGGGCAGUCACCUUGGUGCCGAAUGUUAACCUUCCGAUCUUACAUCAUACUAAAUUCAGCGACGAGUGUAUUAUUGUCACUGAACUCCUAAACAACGAUGAGAGAGUUAUUAUAAUAAAUACAUAUUUCCCAGGGGAAAUAGACAAUGAUAAUUUUCUGGGGAAAUUACAACACAUCAUAGACGCAUUUCAAGAAGCACAAAUAGUCUUGGCAGGUGACCUAAACGCCCACUCUCCUGCAUGGGGUGGCAACCGUUUAGAUGGCAGAGGAAGACAACUUGAGGAAUUUCUGAAUCAAAACGACCUCCUGCUACUAAACAACCCAUUCUCACCCCUGACCUUCUGCUCACCUAGGGGAGAAUCAUGGAUAGACGUAGCAAUCUGCAGCUCUAGACUCUAUGCAAAAAUAACAAACUGGAGAGUACUGCCAGAGGAAUCAUUGAGUGAUCAUGCAUAUGUAACAUUUAACUUAAUUGGGAAAGGAAAUGAAGACACAAUAUGA
Molecule: messenger RNA, 762 nt
Organism: Centruroides sculpturatus (bark scorpion)
Lineage: Eukaryota; Metazoa; Arthropoda; Arachnida; Scorpiones; Buthidae
Exons: 1
Coding region: 1-762 (253 amino acids)
Molecular function (GO): catalytic activity
Source: RefSeq, a predicted model, not a curated record